This is a messenger RNA of Lycium barbarum (goji berry), 2047 nucleotides long. RefSeq names its product F-box/LRR-repeat protein 25-like. The record is from RefSeq and is a predicted model, not a curated record. Gene Ontology annotation, molecular function: protein binding. Bases 104 to 1333 code for a protein of 409 amino acids. The transcript is spliced from 2 exons. NCBI's taxonomy places the organism in Eukaryota, Viridiplantae, Streptophyta, Magnoliopsida, Solanales, Solanaceae.
UCUGAAUACAGUCGACCAAAUGUGUUGUUUAAUAUAUCUUUUUGGGUUAUUAAUUUUCAGGAAAGAUGUCCACUGAAGUAGCAUAGUAAAGAAAGUUACUGUAAUGGAUCAAAUCUCUCAGUUACCUGACCCUAUUUUGCAGCACAUAUUAUUCUUCCUACCUGCAAAAGAUGCAGCUCAAAUUAGUGUCCUCUCCAAGACAUGGCUGAAAGUCUGGAAUUUGCUUCCUGUAUUUACAUUUGAUUUUCAUAACGACCUUUCCUUAUGGAAACUCUUGUCUACAGAAAAAGAGGAAUCGGAACAAGCUGAUAUAAGAGAUGCUUUCCUAAGUAUUAUUGAUGGCUCAUUGAUAAACCUCCGUAUCCAAAAAGCAAAGAUAGAGAAAUUCAGGAUUUCUCUUAAACUUUCAUAUCUAAAAAACGCCUCUUGUAUUGACGAAUGGAUAAGAUUGGCCACCAAUAACUGCAUCAAAGAAUUAGAUGUUCAUAUUACGCGCCAUUAUGAAGAAGAUUGGUACAGUUUGCCAGGCACAACAUUUACAGCUAAAUCACUGAUGGCUCUGAGAUUGGGCGGUUUUAAGCUAGAGUGGCCUCUAAUUGUUGAUCAUAUAAAUCUUACUAAGUUGAGGGAGCUAUCUCUGACUGAUGCCUUUUUGGAGGAACGGAUAAUCUUGGAAGUUUGUUCUGGUUGUCCAGCGAUAGAGGAUUUAAGUCUCAUCAGGUGUCAGGGAGUAAAAGAUCUAUUGAUAUCUGAUCUCCCCAAACUUGUGAAGCUUACCUUACAUCAAGCGAAUGAAAUAACUUGGGAAUAUAGAAGUAUCCGCAUUCAAGCUGUUAAACUUCAAAGUCUAUAUUAUAGAGGAUGUAACAGCGAGUUAAAGUUUGACGUGACUACUUUCAAGCUUCUGAAAGAACUGAGUAUAACAUUUGAGCAGAUUACUGACCUAAUGGUAGAAAAUCUUGUUUCUGAACUACCCCUUCUUGAGAAAUUAGAAUUGAACUUCUGUUUCAAGUUGAGGAGGCUUAAAUUUUCGAGUUGUAUACUUAGACAGUUCACAUUCCGUUCUGGCAAGAGUCUGGUGGAACUUUGCAUAGACACCCCAAACCUGCUCCAUUUUGAAUAUGGAGCUCGUAAAUUGCCUGUCAUAUUCUCUAUGACAACAUCUUCCCUGCAGGAAUCUUGUGUCAACUUAAUGCCCAUCGAUCAUCUAGGCACGAGUUGGUUUCAAAAUUUGAAGGAAGAUCUAACUAGAUUCGAACAAUUGAAUUUACUGAUUCUGUCUAUAGAUUCAACGACUGUAAGUCUGAACACCAUUUUCACUUUAUUUGGUUAAAUUUAUAUUUUGUGACAUUUGAUUAUUCUUUUCAUUCAUUUUUGUUGAUAAUCAAGAAUACAUUCAUCGUGGAAGAGCUGAAUGGAACAUCGUCCUGCCCGCUAUCUGUUGUUAAGCAUGUGAAGAUACAGCAAGUUAUGGAGUCUCUAAAUUUUGAAACUCUGUUAGAUGGUCUGCUUUGGACUUGUCAUCCAGAGACUCUGUCAGUUGUCAGAAUCUGGGAGCCCAAUGAAAAUUUUAUACAGUUCUUGAUGGAGAAACUAAUGGAAAGAGAGACUGUUCCUGUCUGCUGUGAAUCAAGACGUCUCAAAUGUUGGAGACAUUAUCUUAAAGAAAUUGAAGUUGAGAGCUCAACUAGACGAUAUGGGGAUCCUUCUUCAUCAAGUCAAGUUUCAACCAUUUGUUUCAAACUGACAUGGUAGAGUGCUGACAUUAGAAGCUCGCUGGUCUUAGACUGAAAAUUAAUCUUGCCUGUCUUGAUUUGCUUAUUUUCACAUGGAUCCGCUUCAUCGCUACUGCAGUCUCAAAGUUGGAAAAGGUGGAUUAUGGUUUAUUGACAACCUUAAUUUAUUUUCUCUUUUUGCCUUUUAAUUUUCAUCCAGUUAUUCCCAUGAUUAAAAAAGACAAACUGGAUAGACAGUAACUGGUUCUGUUUUGUGUUUGGUCUCUAUUCGUUCACCAUACAAAAGCUCUUGUUUUAAGGAACUUGCUUUA